Molecule: messenger RNA, 1806 nt
Organism: Paramuricea clavata
Lineage: Eukaryota; Metazoa; Cnidaria; Anthozoa; Malacalcyonacea; Plexauridae
Source: the annotation of a GenBank genome assembly
GUUUGUUAUUGCAAAACGAAACCAAAGAGCAGGCGGAAGUAUUUCAAAACCUAAUUCCCUUCUUGUUCUCGAUUUAUUUGCUUAAAAUGUAAGACAAAUCAUAUAAAAAAGAUCAUUGGUAUCUACUCCUACAGUGGAAAGUAGAGCAACGCUUUGCUAGCUGUAAUUGUGAAGAAUGGCGACUUGCAGCCCGACAGAAGACGAAUACGGCUACGACGACAGACGGUUUCAAAAAGAUAUCGACGAAAAUUUUCAUUGUUCAAUCUGUUACAACGUUCUCAAAGAACCGAGGAUGUGUAGCAAUAACGAACACAUCUUUUGUCUCGCCUGUAUCACCCGAAAUCUCAACGAGAACUUUGAAACUUGUCCUGAAUGCAACGAAGAUUUGAGUGUAGAUACGCUUCGUAAGGCACCUCGUUUGGUGAAUAAUUAUUUAUUUGGGCUUAAAAUAAAGUGUGACUUUGCUAGUCGGGGAUGUCCUGAGUUUAUCCGUCUCGAAGCUCUGGAAAGUCAUGUUCUCAAUUGUGGUUUUUCUCCUGUGUUGUGUUCAAACGAAGAAUGUGGUUUGGAGAUUAACAAACAAGACAGAGUCCAUCACGAGACUGAAGUUUGUGAAUACAGGAGAGUGAAAUGUCAUGACUGUGGACAAAUACUGAAGCUUGUUGGAGUUUUAAUGAAAAUUAAUACUACGACUAACGAAAAAGUAGAAGUUUUGAAAAAAGAUGUAAAAGAUAAUCUUUCCAAAGUAGAUAAGAAUAUGGCUGAACUUAAAGUUACGAUGACACAAAUACUUCAAAAGUUAAGCAAUCUUGAAAUGAUGGGGAAUUCGCCGUUCCCAGUGAAGCCAAAGGAAGGUGCUAAGUUACCAGAUGCAUACGGGACUGUGUCAUUGCCACCUCCAGUAUCACAAAAUAUCAAGUAUACAGCAAAUCAACCACGUCAAGUGCGGCUGAAACCGCCUCCACGAACCUCUCCUGUAGGUAUUAGUAUGCCCGGUCAAGACCUUCUAAUUCCAUCAGUUUUGGCUCAAGCGUCACCUCCAGAUCAAAAGCGAAUGUUGGGCGAGCGUCUUUUCCCACUCAUUGUACAAACCCACCCUGAUUUAGCUGGCAAGAUAACAGGAUUGUUGUUAGAGAUAGAUAAUGCACAAAUACUCCACAUGUUGGAGUUUCGUGAAGCAUUGGCUGCUAAAGUAGAGGAAGCUGUGAGCGUUCUCCAAGCCACGCCAAUCGAAGCAACAUUAAAUUAUCCAAGACUUUAGUAUAAUAUAUAAAUACAGGAUAUUAAUAUAAUGUACUGAUAAAUAUAAUGUAUAAAUAUAGAUUACUUAAUGACGAACUAACCAUGGAGUAAUUUGUUUAUUAUCUAAGUAUAGAGAUUUACUGUAAAAUACUUGACACUGACAUACACACAAGCGAAGUAUAUCCAGCUUCAAAAAUAGAUUCCUUACUGUUUAUUUCUUUAAUAUAUUUUCUUUCUCGGCGUAAUAGACCUUUCCCCUUUUGAGUGAAAUUUUGAUCUAGACAAGUCUAGACAAAAAUUUUAUCACAGCUUGAAAGAGCAUCACAAAAUUAGUAAUUUUCCGAAGUUUCGUUGCGAAAUGUUGUAAAAUGCGGAUAAUAUAGCCUUGCGAAGUUUGCCGUUUUUCAGUCAUUUUGUAUAUACAAAUGGAAAUCGAUAAUCAGUUUGAUCAUCUGAUUACCAAUUUCCCGUUUGUAAUACAAAAUGACUGAAAAACGGCAAACUUCACAAGGCUAUAUAUAUUAUCCGCAUUAAUAUUUACAACAUUUCGCAACGAAACUCCGG